CCUAAUUUAUUUCUCUGCUAUCCUGUCUUAACCUGUUGCCACUGGCACCUUUCCUGGCUCAAAUCUCCCUUCAAAAUCCUUUUCCCUAGGUCGGUCCUUUGCAUUCCCGAAAGUUAGAAAGACGGGACAGAAAGGAAAGCUAAACAGCGAAUCUUCUUCCACCUUCCCCAGAUUUCUGCUUGCAUAAACACAGGCACGCAUGCAUCGUGCAUUUCCAGCCCUGGGAUUUAGGAGCCAGCUGGAAGCCGAGUUUUGAUCCGGUGCCCCAGAAUCCCAGGACUCUAGAGAGGGAGGAUUUCUCGGAAAGAGGACUUAACACAGAGAUGGGUGAGGAUGGAUCCAACCUAGCUUUGGUAUCCCUCCCAGCUCUUUCCCCUACUUUUGUCCGCAUAGCACGAACCUCGAGAGCAAAUUUAUUCUCUGUCCCCUCCCGAAAGCGGGCUGUCUCUUCCUCUAAGGCGGAGUCAGCUUGUCAGUGUCCCCGGCCAGCUGUCUUUUAAGCCAGCAGGUUGGGCAAGCAGCCCGUGAUCAUAAGAGGACUCCCAAACAACACCCAGCAGUUCACAGUCGCUAGCCACUUGCGGGGCCCCCUCCGGCCGGCGCCAUGGAUUCCCGGCCCCUGUUCCAGACUCUCUACCUCCUGGCCGAAGACAACAUCGCCUUCUUCCGGGACAGCACCACGGAGACGGGGCAGCGCUUCCUGGCGGCUUUCACCGCCAUCCGGGAGCACGCCCGGCGCCUGGAGCCGGUGCUCAACCACUUUGCCACCGUCUACCACAUCUUCGACUUGGACGAGCACACGGCGGCCAACGGCUACCGCAGCCUGGCUCAGACGGUGCGCUGCUGCCUGGCCCACAUUGUGCACAAGAGCCGCUACGUGGCCGCCAACCGCCGCAGCAUCUUCUUCCGCACCAGCCACAACUGCGCCGAGCUGGAAGCGUACUGUACGGCCUUGACUCAGCUCCGUGCCCUGGUCUACCUCGCCCAGCAGCUCCUGACCCAGAACCAGCCCGGCUGUCUCUUCAACCUCGAGGACAAUGGGCUCUCGGUCCAGUUUCUCCAAGAGUACAUCACCAUGCGCAAGGGCUGCUUCUAUGGCCGCUGCAUGGGCUUCCAGUUUGCUCCCUCGAUCCGACCCUUCCUGCAGACCAUCGCCAUCAGCCUCGUUUCUUUUGGGGAAAACUACAAACGUCACGUUUCUGGCCUUGGUGUGGCCGCCGGCUCCCUUUUCACCAGUGGGAAAUUUGCCAUUGACCCAGAACUGCGUGGCGUUGAGUUUGAGCGCAUCACUCAAAAUCUUGAUGUGCAUUUCUGGAAAAGCUUCUGGAACCUGACUGAGAUGGAAUUGCUGGCGUCCUUGGCCAGCAUGACCUCCUCCCAGGUCCGGCUCUCUCGGGCCCUGUCGGUGCCCCCUCAUUCCUUUGAUCUGCCUCUGGUUGCUGACCCCAAGCUGACAGUGACCAUCACACCCCCGGUGGCUCACACGGGACCUGGACCGGUUCACAUGAGGCUCAUCUCCCAUGAGCUGCGUGAGGGGCAGGAGAGUGAAGAGCUUUGCAAUCUGCUGCGCCCGGAAGGUCCCCUGGCCUUGGAGCUGCGCUGGAGGACGAAGCCCCUGCCUCGCUCCCCUUACCUGGUUGUGCAUUUCCACGGAGGGGGCUUCGUGGCUCAGACCUCGAAGUCGCACGAGCCCUAUCUGAAAGCCUGGGCUCAGGAACUGGGCGCCCCCAUCCUCUCCAUUGACUAUUCGUUGGCGCCCGAGGCCCCCUUUCCUCGGGCUUUGGAGGAGUGUUUCUAUGCCUACUGCUGGGCCCUCAAGAACUGCCACUUACUGGGCUCCACCGCACAAAAAGUAUGCCUGGCAGGAGACAGUGCCGGCGGGAAUCUAUGCAUCACAGUGUCUAUGCGAGCAGCCGCGUUUGGGAUCAAGAUGCCAGACGGGAUCAUGGCGGCGUACCCAGCCACGCUCAUGCAAGCUUCCGCCUCGCCCUCCCGCCUUCUCACCCUGCUCGAUCCGCUGCUGCCUCUGAGUGUCUUGUACAAGUGCCUCAGUGCCUAUGCUGGGAUGGAACCAGAGCCCCCAGAGGACCCCGCCCUGGAGAAGCUGGGCCCAGUGAACAUGGUGCGCCGGGACACGGCCCUGCUCUUCCGAGACUUGCGGCUGAGCGCCACCGCCUUGUUCAGCUCAUGGAUGGAGAACGCAGGCAAGAGCAAUGGGGCGGGAGGACCGCCGGAAGCCGUGAGAAAGAGCAUCUCCGAGGUGGGUCUCAAGUCCAAGUCGCUCACAAGCUUCAGAGACUCUCGCAAGAGCCAGACGUACCAGGAUCUGUCCCGUGCAUCCGACGCCCCGCCAGACCCGGCCCGGGAGCCCGGCGGAGAACGCCAGGCGGGCUUCUUCUUGAAAGACAGCGAGCCCGAGACGGCCACCCCCAGCACCAGCAACGGCCUGACCUUUCCUGACGACUUCCAGCCCCUGCGCUCCGACCAGCCAGUCACUUGUGUGCCCCUGGAGCUGUCGCCCAUCCUCAAGAAUCCAUUCAUGUCUCCUCUUCUGGCCCCGGAUGCGAUGCUCAAGGGGCUCCCGCCGAUCCAUAUUGUGGCUUGCGCCCUGGACCCCAUGUUGGAUGACUCCGUGAUGUUUGCCCGGCGCCUGCGGUCCCUGGGGCAGCCCGUGACCCUGCGCGUGGUGCAGGACCUGCCCCACGGCUUCCUCAGCCUCUCCCAACUGUGUCGCGAGACCCGCCAGGCGACGGCCCUCUGCACGGAGCUGAUCCGGGACGUCCUGCUUCCCCCGGAGGAGGGCCCUCCGCAGGCGCCUCCUGUCUCUUCCCUCCGCAAGCAUCGCAGGUUGGAGCGGACCUCCCACGGCGGUGGGGCGGCUGCCGCUGCCACCCCCGCCACGACCAACUACGCUCCUCCCCAGCAAUCCAGCACCACCAGUCCCCAGCCGGAGGGGGUGAAUGGUACUGCUGGAGAAAGCAGCCCUGCCACUAGCCUCAAGGUCACCGCGGCCAUUGGGAACCGCUCUCCAGGCGAUCAGCAAAGUGGAGCCAAGGAGGGCCCUCCUUCCAGCCCCCCGCCAGCUCCUCUUGUCGUCCCGGGCCAGGAUGCCAGCCCCUUGGGCAGCACCGUGGGCAGGGGGGUGGGGGCCUGAGCCCCAUCGCCAGCACUGUGUGGUACAGACUUCUUUUUUGCCGUGGAAAUGCUUCCGAGUGUUUUUUUCUUUCCGUUUUGGUGACGCCUAAGCACAACGGACCGGCCCCUGGCCAUGCCGAGAUCAAUUUAGGGAGGGUGGUCUCUUUUUGCUACCGAAGCCUGGGAGUGGGUUGGGGUGUGUGUGGUCCUGUUAUUAUCCAUCCCACCCACCCCAAUCUUCCAAAAUGCUGUGUUUUACACAUUUGGGAUUUUUAAGGAACCGCGUAGAAACCACGCAGCCCAUCUCCUCUUCCACCCUUGGAGUUGGCUAGCCUCCCUCUAGCCUUUCCUAGGUUCGUCACCGGUCUGUGAUCCUUCCUUUUGAACCUUGCCCUUCACGACCACUCCUGAUUCCUUGACACAUAAGCACCACUCCAGUAUUACAGAAGCACCUCUGGGGGAAGCUUCCGUUGAUGAUCGGCUGCCAGAUUACACCAGGCCCAUCCCUUGGCCUAGUUGGCGUACAAAUGCCGGCCUCUCCCUUCUUGGAUAUUUUUAUGGAGGAAGGGGAUAAAUGUUCUCCAGCACUGCCCAACGAAUCCUGAAAACACUCUGCGACCCCCUUCUACUUGCACAAGGUGAACCACCACUUGCCCAGUCCCACCAGCAGACGGGGUAACCCGACCGACGACCACUUUCUCGGUAUUAGCCUUCGUUUGGGGAAAGCACACCCUUACACUGUGAUCUGUCCACAUAAAUCCGCUUUAUCCCCUCUCCACACUCCUCUGGCCUUCUACUGUUGCUGC
This is a messenger RNA of Pogona vitticeps (central bearded dragon), 3941 nucleotides long. The record is from RefSeq and is a predicted model, not a curated record. NCBI's taxonomy places the organism in Eukaryota, Metazoa, Chordata, Lepidosauria, Squamata, Agamidae.